AAUAACAAUACAAAAGAAAAAGUCAAAUCAGCUGGUUGGGAGUGUAUUGUUUACAUAUCACGUUUGGACUUGUGGGCUUAUUAUGACUCUGAGAUAUGUAUGAUGUGUAUGAUAGCUUUUGGAUAUCCGUAACGUCUUCUGAAUGAAUAUUUUACAAGAAGUGUUAUAGCACUGUGUAAUUUGGAUGCCAUAAUUUUGUCAAGUGUAAAAUAUAAGUUUUCGGAGCCCCAACAUGUCGACUUCAAAACCCCUGUCACUCUGUGAAUGGUCAUGCCAGAUAUAUGACUACCCUGCGAAUCGGCAGAAGAGACAGUUGUCGUGGGAAGAAGUGUCAGACCAUCCCCUGAAGCCUUUAGUGGUUACGGUAAUAGAGAGUCGUGUUACCAGACGGACCCUUGGAGGAAGUACUACCAGUAGUACGGGAUCCUCUACACCAACACCAACACUGGAGUCACUGGCAGCUGCUCUUGAAGGCACAGAUCCCCUAACCCAUUUUGCACGCCAGGAAAUGGACCCUCUUUCCAAGAUGGCUGCUGACAUGUGGGAGCCAGUACCAACUGACCAAAGAAAGAGCAAAGACGCUUUACUGGAUGAUGUUAUUGAGCCAUGGGCUACCAGAAAGUCUGCCAUAUUGAACAAGUUCACCACUUCAGAAAAAUUAUCAAUUGUCACAAGUUUUCUGUCAGGAGGGGAGAAAGUUGUGGUGAAAGCACAAAGCUCUGUUGUGGAUAAAGUAAAGAAUCGACUGGAACAGUUAGAUGACUUUGAAGAAGGGUCUGUCCGUCAAAUGAUGGAUCUGACUCAGCAAGAAUACAUGCAUCGCAUUGAACAGCUUAACCAGGAAUUGGUUCAAGCGUGGAAUCAUGACCAGCGAGUCAAAGCAUUGAAGAUAGCUAUUCAGUGUUCGAAACUUCUUGUAGAUACUUCUGUGAUUCAGUUCUAUCCAAGUAAAUUUGUCCUCAUCACUGAUAUCCUUGAUAUCUUUGGGAAGCUGGUUUAUGACCGCCUUCGUACAAAGGCUGAGUACUAUAUCCCAGGAAGCAAGACCCCAACAUCACUACCUGAGAGUUUCACCCCAGACAUGGUGCCUGAAUCAGCUAAAGAGACGUGCCGCAAUUGGUUCUAUAAGAUAGCAUCUAUUCGUGAACUUGUUCCACGUCUGUAUGUUGAGAUGGCCAUUCUCAAAUCUUACAGCUUUCUUACAUCCAGCGAGUUCUCUCAAGCUCUUCUGCGCUUGACACGAAUGAUACGUGGCAUUGGAGAUCCACUUGUAGCAGUUUAUGCACACUGCUAUUUGUGUCGAGUUGGUAUGGCUGUUACUACAGGGGACAGAGAAUACAUUAAAGAGAACUUCUAUGAUUUUGUGGCAUCCUAUAAUCAACUCUUUAGCCCCAGUGUUCGAGCAGAAUUAAACAGACAAAAAGUAGACCUGUCUACAUAUUUGACACUUUACACUCCUGCUCUGGACUGGAUCUUACAAGGUGUGGCAGCCAAUGCCCCUGAGAAGCUUUUAGUAGAAAUUCUAACCCGAUGCAAGGAGAAAUGCAACAAUAGUGCACUUCUGCUCAACACAAUCAUGGCUGCGUUCAAACCGUCAUAUAUUGCAGCACGUGCUCUUCAGUUCAUUGAAAUGGUGUCAGCUUGUGAUGAAGAGGGGUUUCCACAGUACUUGCUGUUUCGAACACUGGGACUGUGUUUGGCACUGGCAGACCCUCCAGCUGAACAUCGUCUUCAAAUUCUGAAUGAUGUGUGGCGUGUAGUUAGUCGCCUGACAGAUGCAGGCCAUUAUGUGAGCUGCGCUGAGGUGUGGAUACAAUUUGCUGUGAGACAUUUCUCGUCCAGAGAAGUAAACACAUUCCUUGGUGAUAUCAUCCGUCACAUGACUCCAGAAAGAGCAUAUGAACAUCACUAUCCACAACUGCAAGCUGUUGUAAACAAAGUGCUUACCCAUACAAGAGAUUUUGAAUCACUGUUUACCAUGGACAAAUUUUUACCUCUUCUAGAUCUCUUUCAAAAGGAAAGCAUAAAAGUGGAAGUAUGUAAGAGUAUCAUGGAUGCAUUCACUCACAAUAAUGUUCAACAAGAACCAACAAAUGACCCAGUUAUUAUCAAUGCUCUGAUGUUUAUCUGCAGAGUUAUGCAUGAUUCUGUCAAUGCAUUAACAGUAGAUGAUGAGAAGAGGCAGAUUGGGAAUCUUAUCUCAGGUUUUGUCAAGAAAGUGGAUUAUGGUCGAGACUUUGAACAGCAAUUGAGUUUUUAUGUGGAGGCCAGAUCGGCAUUCCCAAACUUAGAUUCUGUCCAUGCACAAUUAGUGCAGAGUGUGAACCGUUUGUCUGUGGAGACACGACGCAUUGUGAAGGGACAUCAUACUCGCAAAACAGCUGCCUUCGUACGAGCAUGUGCAGCAUACUGUUAUAUUACAAUUCCAUCCAUCACAUCUGUACAGACUCGACUAGAGCUAUAUCUGUUGUCAGGAGAAGUUGCAUUGCUCAACCAGUGCUUGGGACAAGUGGAUGCAUGUUUGAAAGCUGCAUUAAGUUUGGUACCAGGACUACCCCGGACAAUAGAAGUGGAUGGAAAGCAACGCAGUUCUGAGCCAUAUUUAAUUUCAUACCUCUGCCAUUUCCUGUCCACACUUUUGGUUGUACCGGAUUCACCUGAGCAAGGUGUCCUGUAUCUGACACGUGGGCUAUUGAAUGUUCUUCAGCAAUAUGCGUGGGAGCCAACUAGUAAUGCUCGUUGUGUGGUGUACCUGCAUGUACUCGAUAUGUUGUCCGCUGCGGCACAAGAAACAUAUCUGUAUCAUAUUGAGAAAGUGGAUUCUAAUGACAUACUCUAUGGCUCAGACCCAAAGUUCAUCUCAGAAAUCAACAAGAUGUGUUCUGUAUUACUGGAAGAAAUUCUUUCCCACCUCAAAUAUUUGAAUACAAAUGAGCAGUUCCAAAAACAGGCUUCAUUAGCCAUGGAUCUGUUCGCAAGAGUAGUUAUCCGAGGCGAUCUUAAAGAACCUUCCAUGACAACAUUAGCUAUAAAUUUGUGGAAUCUGGCCCACAGACAUGGUCAUAUAGAUCCAAAACUAUCAUGCGUGGAGAAGGCCCGAACUUUGGAAUAUCUCAAGAAGAAAAGUAUGCAGCCAGGGGGAAACCUAUAUGCAGAUUUGGUGAAGAAACUCCAUAUGCAGACUUCGUAACCAAACUCCAAUGUAAGACGGUGCACAAGAUAUUGAAAAUAUAAUAUAUAAUGCUAUUUUGUUAUUCAGUAAGGAAGAGGAACAUCACUGGAAAUUUGUGAUACUAAAAUUGCAUUUAUGCUGUUGCCAUUUACUGCAUUUGUUACAAGAAAAAUUCUCUAUGUACAUCAAUACGUGGUAUAAUCUAACAUGUAUCCAUUCUACUUGUAUAUAUAAAUUAAGAAUGUGUAUUCUUUCAUAUCACAAUUUAUAAAUGAUGGUUGGAAAGAAACAACAAAGGUUGUACAUAAUUUUUUAUUGGAAUAUAAGAGAAUUACAGCCCUGUCAAUACAGUUCUCAAACAUGCAGUUAACACUUCGCAGACCGGCGAUUUAAAUAUUUAAAUCACCCUGGGGACCGGCAUUUUUAAACCUACUACCCUAACUUGUGCACUGUUCACUUUAAAAAUUAAUAUAAUAUCUCCUAAUUAAUCACUAAAAUUUUUGCAGAACACUUACCAGUGCUCCAAGAAGUGCUUGAGAGUGUGAUAUUCUGGAUACAUUCCCCUUUGUGAAGUGGCAUUA
This is a messenger RNA of Cryptotermes secundus, 3753 nucleotides long. RefSeq names its product VPS35 endosomal protein sorting factor-like. Gene Ontology annotation, cellular component: endosome. NCBI's taxonomy places the organism in Eukaryota, Metazoa, Arthropoda, Insecta, Blattodea, Kalotermitidae. Bases 233 to 3190 code for a protein of 985 amino acids. The transcript is spliced from 18 exons. The record is from RefSeq and is a predicted model, not a curated record. Gene Ontology annotation, biological process: endocytic recycling.